AUGACUUUCGGCGUCUGCUAGGGAUCGUCCCCAUUUCCGCUCCCAGACCGCGAAGGACGGACGUACACCGGCCGGCACAGAUAUAUACUGAUAUAUACCGGUAACUACCAUUUUACAGCUGACUUUUAAAACAGUAGCAUCAUGGGUAAGAUCAAUGUCGGACCAGUUGUGGAGGUCAAAGGUGACGAGAUGACCCGGGUCAUCUGGGAACUGAUCAAGGAGAAGCUGAUCUUCCCGUUCCUGGAUGUGGAGCUGCACACCUUCGACCUGUCCAUCGAGGAACGGGAUCGUACAGACGACCAGAUCACCAUAGACUGCGCCAACGCCAUCAAGAAGUACAGCGUGGGGGUGAAGUGUGCCACCAUCACUCCAGAUGAAAAAAGAGUAGAGGAGUUCAACCUGAAGAAGAUGUGGAAAUCGCCCAAUGGCACGAUCCGUAACAUCCUGGGCGGAACAGUGUUCCGUGAGGCCAUCAUCUGUAAGAACAUUCCCCGAUUGGUCACUGGCUGGACAAAACCCAUUGUGAUUGGACGUCACGCUUUUGGAGAUCAGUACAAGGCCACAGACUUUGUGGUACCAGGAGCAGGGAAACUGGAGAUCACCUUCACAUCUGAGAACGGAGGAGAGGCACAGAAGUACACAGUUUUCGACUUCAAAGACGGGGGAGGGGUGGCUCUGGGCAUGUACAACACGGACGCCUCCAUCAGGGACUUCGCCCACAGCUGCAUGACCUUUGCCCUACAGAAGAGCUGGCCGCUCUACAUGUCCACCAAGAACACCAUCCUGAAGAAGUACGACGGAAGGUUCAAGGACAUCUUCCAGGAGAUCUACGACCAGAAGUACAAGGCGAAGUUUGAGGAGGCAGGAAUCUGGUACGAACACCGGCUGAUAGACGACAUGGUGGCGUACGCCAUGAAGUCUGAGGGCGGGUUUGUCUGGGCCUGUAAGAACUACGACGGUGACGUGCAGUCUGACUCUGUAGCACAAGGUUAUGGUUCCCUGGGGAUGAUGACCAGCGUACUGAUAUGUCCUGAUGGAAAGACAGUAGAGUCUGAAGCUGCUCACGGCACCGUAACACGACACUACAGGAUGCACCAACAGGGCAAGGAAACAUCCACCAACCCCAUCGCCUCCAUUUUUGCGUGGACCCGAGGCCUUCUCCACCGCGCCAAGCUGGACGGGAAUGAGGAGCUGAGAACGUUUGCCACCCGCCUGGAGGAGACGUGUAUCGAGACCAUCGAGGGAGGGAAGAUGACCAAAGACUUGGCCAUCUGUAUCAAGGGUCUACCCAAUGUGACACGUGAGGACUAUCUCAACACCUUUGAGUUCCUGGAUGCUCUGGCUGAGAAUCUACAAAAGAAGCUCUCUGCCAAAUGACUUGGGGGAAGAACCGCUAAACUUUGAUCACAAAAUACACUCAAACUCUGUUUAAGGACCACCUGGCCAUUGAUAUACAGUCAAAUCUGUACUAGUUCACCUAUGUAUAAGGACCACCUGGCUAUUGAUACAUGUGUACAGUCAAACCACCUUCGAGUCUGCAAAUUAAUACUCGGCCACUUUUUGUGGUCCUUUACAGUAUUUUCCCCAUUGAUCCUGAUUAUACUGACCAUUUUCUUCAUUCCAGAUUACUACCGACAGGUUUCAAAAUGCAAACGGUUGGGUCUGACUGUACAAGAGCUUGACUAUAUCUUGGUCAGAAUUAUUUUAAACAUAAGACAGAAAUUCUAUUUUUCACAUUUCAUAGAGUCCUUUGGGGAUGUCUGAAACUCUACUACUGUUUUGUUUUUCACGGUGGUGAAACUUUUUUACUAUUUAAACAUCUUACUGCAGUCCAGGAUGGUUGUUCUACCUCAUGUUUAGGACUUGUUCAAAAGGGUCACAGCAUCUAUGGAAGUAAAGCACACUUGGAAAUUUAUGUAUUUCUGGAAAUGCCAUGACACUUAAGAUAUGAGGGGUUAAAAUCAUGGUCAUGAUAAAUCCUUAAAUACAAUAGAAACAUUUAUGCAACAUGUUGAUACUGUAAAGUUCUAGGUCAGACAGCAAAUCAUGUGCGACUAUGAAGAUUUAAAACAGGUGAAGCAUGAUGAUACUAUACUUAAGUGUUACUUAAGGAAACACCAGUUCCUCUAGUUGGUUCUCAGACAAGUCAAGGUAAAAAUAUAGCAAGUAGAAAGCAAAAGGUCAUAGUCUUGGAGCAAAAUGUGCCAAGUUAGGGUGUUACACAUACAAUGUAAGAAAUUAACUGUAACAAAUCCACAUUGGACACUCUAUCUUUUCUAUGGUAUCUAUAUUUUGAAGUUACAUGAAGGUGAAUAUCUAAGCAGGCUACAUGUGUAGUUAAGUAUUAUAAGAACCAACUUGAAUCUAUAUAGAUUCUGAGAAGUACAACUCUAGUUUUUAGACUUUACAUUAAGAAUCUUUUUGCUGCUUUGUUGUUCUUGAGUACAUGUAGCUUGUUUACUGAACCACUGACAAUUAUAAACAGCUGAGGUGUUUAAAGUAAAUAGUAUAAUUGCAAUCAUUAUCUCUAUAUACUUGAAUCUAACAUAUCGUUAACUGGAGUCUUCCCACAUGUGCAGUGUACCAAGAGUGUAAUAUAGUUGUCUUUU
Messenger RNA from Branchiostoma belcheri (Belcher's lancelet), 2609 nucleotides. Its product is annotated as isocitrate dehydrogenase [NADP] cytoplasmic-like. Lineage: Eukaryota; Metazoa; Chordata; Leptocardii; Amphioxiformes; Branchiostomatidae. Bases 142 to 1377 code for a protein of 411 amino acids. The transcript is spliced from 9 exons. Gene Ontology annotation, biological process: isocitrate metabolic process. Gene Ontology annotation, molecular function: magnesium ion binding; isocitrate dehydrogenase (NADP+) activity; NAD binding. The record is from RefSeq and is a predicted model, not a curated record. Gene Ontology annotation, cellular component: mitochondrion; cytosol; peroxisome.